Molecule: messenger RNA, 471 nt
Organism: Phycodurus eques (leafy seadragon)
Lineage: Eukaryota; Metazoa; Chordata; Actinopteri; Syngnathiformes; Syngnathidae
Gene: rpl35a
Product: ribosomal protein L35a
Exons: 5
Coding region: 68-400 (110 amino acids)
Biological process (GO): ribosomal large subunit biogenesis; cytoplasmic translation
Cellular component (GO): cytosolic large ribosomal subunit; ribosome
Molecular function (GO): structural constituent of ribosome
Source: RefSeq, a predicted model, not a curated record
GCGCGCGGUCUUUUCGCCAUAUUUGUGCUCGUAGAGCAGGUGAGCGCUCCUGAAAAGAAAAGUGAAGAUGCCAGGAAGACUGUGGAGCAAGGCCAUCUUUACGGGCUACAAGCGCGGCCUUCGCAACCAGCGCGAGCACACGGCGCUGCUCAAGCUGGAAGGCUGCUACAGCCGCAACGAGGUCGAUUUCUACCUGGGCAAGCGAUGCGCCUACGUCUACAAGGCCAAAAAGAACACAGUGACGCCGGGCGGCAAGCCCAACAAGACGCGUGUGAUUUGGGGCAAGGUGACACGCGCCCACGGCAACAGCGGGAUGGUGAGGGCAAAGUUCACCAGCAACCUGCCCGCCAAAGCAAUCGGACAUCGCAUCAGAGUGAUGUUGUACCCUUCUCGAGUGUGAGCAAGGCUUACCGGCACCCAGCAGCGGAUUUUUGUUUGUAAAUAAACAAUAAAAAGAUGGACGCCUCCACA